AUUUUCUAUGGAUCUGUCCGUCGCACAAACAUUUUGAAUGGUUCAUUGAUGUUCUCAGAGAUGUCGAAAGGAAAGACGUUACAGAUGUACUUGAAAUUCACAUUUUCAUUACACAAUUCUUUCAUAAAUUUGAUUUGCGAACUACUAUGCUGUACAUAUGUGAGAAUCAUUUUCAGAGGCUAUCAAAGAAAAGUAUAUUUACUGGACUCAAAGCUAUUAAUCACUUUGGUCGGCCGGAUAUGACGUCAUUCCUGAAGUUUGUCCAAAAGAAACACAGCUAUGUUAGCAAAAUAGGAGUAUUUAGUUGUGGACCACGUCCUUUGACAAAGAGUGUUAUGUCAGCUUGCGAUGAAGUCAACAAAGGUAGGCGCUUGCCUUACUUUAUUCAUCACUUUGAGAAUUUUGGCUAGUCGGAUAUAUUGCUCUUCGCUCACACGAAUUUGUUUAUUAUCGACAAUAAUUAUAUUAUAUUUCGAUGAUUUCUUAUAAAAUGUACAUAUUUAUGUGCGU
Molecule: messenger RNA, 510 nt
Organism: Dinoponera quadriceps
Lineage: Eukaryota; Metazoa; Arthropoda; Insecta; Hymenoptera; Formicidae
Product: dual oxidase-like
Exons: 3
Coding region: 147-410 (87 amino acids)
Molecular function (GO): oxidoreductase activity
Source: RefSeq, a predicted model, not a curated record